Messenger RNA from Dendronephthya gigantea, 3873 nucleotides. RefSeq names its product protein FORGETTER 1-like. The coding region runs from base 135 to 3806 and encodes 1223 amino acids. Gene Ontology annotation, cellular component: nucleus. Gene Ontology annotation, biological process: regulation of DNA-templated transcription. Gene Ontology annotation, molecular function: chromatin DNA binding; histone binding. The record is from RefSeq and is a predicted model, not a curated record. The transcript is spliced from 33 exons. NCBI's taxonomy places the organism in Eukaryota, Metazoa, Cnidaria, Anthozoa, Malacalcyonacea, Nephtheidae.
GCAGUAAGGCUGGAGCCUGGAGGAUCAUCAAGAGCUUUUUUAAAUUAAAAGUUUCUAUUAAUGUAGCUCAUGAUGUAAAUUUUGCCAGCUAGAUAUUGAAGUAGAAGCUGUUAAAAUACUACUGAGCUGCUACAAUGCCAACAGCGAUGGCUCAGAACACGGCAAAUUUUCAAAGUCCUGUAAAAUUUGUCAAUCAUGGCACACCAAUCUUAUUGAAUCGUGUCGAGGUGCCGUCUGAAGAAUACGAAGAAAUGAAUAAAAUGGCGCAUGAUGUCUCGGAAACUCUAAGUGAAGAAGUUUUCUCAUCAUAUAAUUGUCAUUCUUUGCAUCACAUUGAAAAAAUCCAGAGACAUCCAGGAGACAUAGUUGAAGCAGGUUCCUUAGCAGCUCAGACCUUGCCUACAGCUACAUAUCCCAUAUGCCAAUCAAUUGGUGAUGAAAUUAUUGAAAAUGGAAAGUUGAGUGAUUUGCAGUUAGAAGGGAUUCUUUAUGCAUGCCAAAGGCACCAAGUAAUCUUAGGAAGUGGGGAAAGGGCUGGAUUUUUUAUUGGUGAUGGAGCUGGUGUUGGUAAAGGAAGGCAGAUUUCUGGAAUUAUUCUGGACAACUUCUCUCGUGGGCGAACACGUCAUGUUUGGUUCAGUAUCUCAUCAGAUCUUCGUCUAGAUGCCCAAAGAGAUCUUCAGGAUAUCGGAUGUUAUAUAAAGGUCAUUGAUGGAUGCCAACAACUUGAUAAGGAGACAAGAGUAUUCGGUCUUCCCUCGGAUUUCAAGGAAGGUGUUGUAUUCAGUACAUACGCCACUCUUGUAUCAUCUGUACAACGCACUGGAAAAAGUCAAAGUAGAUUACAACAACUUAUUGACUGGUGUGGAGGAACAGGUUUUGAUGGUUGUCUGAUAUUUGAUGAAUCUCAUAAAGCAAAGCAUUAUGUUCCUGGAAAUGAGAAAUCAAGUACAAAAGUCGCUCUAGCUGUAACAACCUUGCAGAGACUUUUACCAAAGGCGAGAGUUGUUUACUGCAGUGCAACGGGUGUAACUGACGUGAAAAAUAUGGCAUUUAUGGAAAGACUUGGUCUUUGGGGUGACGGAACGCCUUUUAAGUCUUUUGAAACAUUUUUGGAGGGAAUAACCAAAAGAGGAUUAGGAGCAUUGGAGAUGCUAGCUAUGGAAAUGAAAGCUGCAGGAAUGUACGUUUCAAGGGGAUUAAGUUUUCGUGAGGCAGAGUUUCUCACUGUUCAAGCGAUGCUUUCCGAUGAACAAGUUGCUCUUUUUGACAAAGCAGCCCAUUUAUGGAAUGAGCUAAAGAAGUCCCUGGAGAUUGCUAUAUCAAGAACGACAACAACUAACAACAGAAUAUGGUCGACAUUUUGGGCGAAUCAUCAAAGAUUCUUCAAACAGUUAUGCAUGAGUAUGAAAGCACCGUUUAUUGUGAAUGAAGCAAAAAGAGCUUUAGAAUGUGGAAAUUCUGUGGUCAUUGGAUUGCAAACGACUGGUGAAGCGAGCCUGGAAAGCGAAGUCACUCGUUGUGGUGGAAAUAUUAAUGAUUUUGUUUCAACCACUGAAGAAAUAUUGUAUCGCUUUAUUGUUCAGUAUUUUCCGACUCAAAUACAACAGCCUAGCGGCGAAAUUGUAGAAGACAAAUGGUGCGUGCAAGCUAAAGAACUUCUCAAAGGUUUUGCAAAGAAAGUAAAAUUACCUAUAAAUCCCUUAGAUGAGAUUAUUGAUAAACUUGGUGGACCAUCUUGUGUUGCGGAGAUGACAGGUAGACGAGGAAGAAUUGUGAGGUUAAAUGAUCAAGGUAGACCUCGUUAUCAAACCAGGGAAUCUGACAGCAGCAAUGUCGACAGCUUAAAUAUACAAGAGAAAAACAGUUUUAUGAACGACGAAAAAUUGGUAGCCAUUAUAUCAGACGCCGCUAGUACCGGAAUAUCAAUUCACGCGGACCUCAGAGUAAAGAACCAGAGACGCCGUGUUCAUAUAACUAUGGAAUUACCCUGGAGUGCUGAUAAAGCUGUUCAACAACUUGGAAGAUCACAUCGUUCAAAUCAGAGCAGUGGUCCAAUAUAUAAACUUGUUACAACGAACCUGGGUGGAGAGAGAAGGUUUGCAGCUGCUGUGGCUAAACGAUUGCAAUCAUUGGGUGCACUUACUAAAGGAGAUCGUCGAGCUGCAACAGGUGCAGAUCUUUCCCAAUUUAAUUUUGACACGCCUUAUGGAAGGAAUGCAUUAAGACAGAUGUACUCUUCAAUUUGUGAGAGUCGUCUUAGUCCAGGUGUUGGUCUGCCUGCAGUUCUUGUUUUAGCCAAUGCAAGUAAAGAAUAUGAUUUCGGGGAGUUUAUCAAUAUUAUGCAGAAUUGUUUAGUAUCAAUAGGUGUACUCAUUGACGUGAGUAUGGUGGCUACUGGUGUCAAAGAGAAAGAAGCUGGUGAUGUUGGUAGAUUUUUAAACAGAAUACUUGGUUUAAGUGUCGAGAAACAAAACUUGAUUUUUAGCUAUUUUUGUGAAUGUUUGCAUGCAGUGAUUGAAGCAGCUAAACGCGAGGGGAGAUAUAAUCAGGGGGUGACCGACAUUCAGGCAACUUCAAUUAAAAUCAUUGGUGAACCUCAGGAAGUCUUUACGGAAAUACGACGUGGAACAGUAGGAACUAAGCAUGUUAAGCUGCUAACAGAUCGUGGUGUAUCAUGGGAAAUGGCUUUAACUCGCAAAGAACAGUCAAAAGGAAAAUUGGAUGGAUUUUACUGCUCGAAGAAGGAGCAGAAGGGAAAACGACUUUAUCUUUUAGCAAUUCAAAAAGAAACUUCUACUCAUUUAUUUACUAUCACCAGGCCAAAUACGGGAAUCUCGCCAUUUGAAGAAGAGAAAAAUAAUCUUCUGAACAAGUAUAUUUCAGUUGCUAGUGAAGAUGCAGAAGCUGGCUGGAAAGCACAGUAUGAACGUACGUUAGAUCGCUGCAUUCAUGGAAAUGGUUGUAAACUUAGCAAGAACUGUAGAGUUGGUUGUCGCACAACAGAAAUUCAUCUUCUUUGUGGAGGAAUUAUCCCACUGUUAUCUCUUUUGGAAACGACGGUCGCUCGAAGAGCAGAUGCUCUUGAAUUGAGCAAAGAACUGCGUUCAUUGCGUGUGGUGCGUGUGGAAUUGGACAGUGGACGUCGCUUGGUUGGUUUACGUUACCCAGAACCCCUGAUCACGGAAGUGUCUGAGUUAAUACGACAGCAAAAACUAAAUGCGUUGGCGAAUAAUAUAAAUCUUCAAUUGGGAAUAGCGCCAGUGAUUUUACCAAUGUUGGCAGACAAAUCAAGUUUAGCUUCAAUUGAAGAUUCUACACCUGUCAAUGUUCGUUUGUUGAAAAAGGCUUUUAAUCCUCCAGUAACAAUUAAAACUUUCUUUAAACCUUCAUCUAAAACAAAUGAUCCUGAGAUUUCAAGAGCAAAAACUGAUUCUUUAAAUGACCAUACAAGUGUUAGUUUCGAUGAAUCAUCAAACGAGCAAGUCCCACAAACCUCUGAAACUGAUUUUGCUGGAAACACUGAAACGACAAGUGAGUGCUUUAUAACAAAGUUAUCAAAGUCAAAUGAUAAAGCCAAAAGCAGUGGGAAAGGUGGAAACAAGUUAAAACGAACAGCUGAAAGUAGUUUGACACGAAAGAAUUCUUCAAAAAGGUGCAAAAAACAGGGUAAUAUUUUAAGCUCUCUUCAAAAUUCAAGUCGUCAGCGAGAAACAAAAGAAUGCCCUAUAUGUAAGCUAAUUUUCAGUCCUGCUGCGAACAACAAGGAGAUAAAUGAUCAUAUGGACAGCUGCCUUAUUGAAUGAGAAAGUGUUUUUCAGGAUAAUAUAUUUAUACUAAUAAAGAAUAUAACUUGUAAAGAAGCCAUGCGGC